CCCUUGUGAAAUCAAGUUGCUGUACUCAGCUAGACGAUGGGGAGUGAACAAAGUAGUUAUGAAAAUUUCACUUAUGAUGGUCAGAACAGUAAGCCAAUGGAAGGGGUUUUCCACAGCCAUUUAGAGGAGAGAGUUCGUCCUUAUAUCGAUCUGAUUGACUCUUUGAGGCUGAUUGGUAUUGACAAAGAUUUGGCUUUGCCAACUAUAGCUGUAAUUGGAGAUCAGAGUUCUGGAAAAAGUUCUGUGUUAGAAGCACUAUCUGGGGUGGCACUGCCCAGAGGGAGUGGUAUUGUGACAAGAUGUCCACUGGAGCUAAGGCUGAGGAAGAUAAAAUGUGGUGUUCAAUGGCAAGCUGUAAUAUCUUACAAAGGACAGUUCACAGAAAAGUUUAAUGACCCAUCACUGGUUGAGGGUUAUGUUAAGAAAGCCCAGAAUGAGCUGGCUGGAGAAGGAGUUGGAAUUUGUGAUGAACUCAUCACUCUGGAGAUCAUGGCUCCUGAUGUAUGUGACCUCACACUGAUCGAUCUCCCUGGGAUUGCCAGAGUUCCUGUAAAAGGUCAACCUGAAGACAUUGGACAACAAAUUAAGAAUCUCAUUGGGAAAUACAUAGAGAAGGAUCAAACUAUAAAUUUGGUCGUAGUACCAUGUAAUGUUGACAUAGCAACAACAGAAGCUCUGAAAAUGGCAGAGGAAGUGGAUCCUGAAGGAAAAAGGACUCUGGCUAUUCUUACAAAGCCAGACCUUAUAGACAAGGGAACAGAAAAGAACAUCUUGGAUAUAGUCCGAAAUCAGGUCAUUCCCUUAAGUAAAGGCUAUAUCAUUGUUAAGUGCCGUGGCCAAAAGCAAAUUGAUGAUAAGAUCUCUCUGACUGAGGCCACUCGAGUAGAGAGGGAAUUCUUCAGACGUCAUGAAUAUUUCAGCUGCCUUUUGUAUGAGGAGAAAGCAAGUAUUCAGUGCCUUGCCACCAAACUGACUCAAGACCUGGUCGAUCAAAUCAAAAAAUCCUUACCACUGAUCUCAGAAGAUAUCAAGAAGCAACUGUGGAGCUUAAGAAAAGAACUGAGUCAGUGUGAAUCUGGCCCACCACUGGAUCCACAGAAGAGGAAGCUCUUUUUUAUUAAUACCUUGACGACAUUUAAUGAUAAGAUCAAAUGCUUGGCAUCUGGGGAUAUGGUCAAUGAUGAUAACUUGUUUGUAAUUCUUCGGUCUGAAUUCGAAAAGUGGAAAGACCAUCUUGACAGCACAAAGGGAUCAUUGUACAAAACGAUCCAGGAAGCGGUGGCUGAAUAUGACCUGAAGUACAGAGGACGAGAGUUGCCUGGCUUUUGUGAAUACAAGAUGCUUGAGAUGGAGGUACAGAAGUUUGUGAUCCAGCUACAAGGACCAGCCAUUGACACACUCAGGGUCAUCAGAGACACCAUUCAGAAACAGUUUUCAGAUGUGUCCAAAACCUGCUUUCCCAACUACCCUUACCUCCAGUCUGUUGCAAUGAACAAGAUAGACAACAUUCAGUCAAAGCAGGAAGCCAAGGUGGAGGAGAGGAUCAUGGAGCAGUUUGAGAUGGAGCAACUGGUCUACACUCAAGAUGGCAUCUUCUUCAAAACCUUGAUCUACUUGAAUGAUAUUCACGCCACUGAUGGACAGAAAGCUUUGAAAGACAACUUUGCUGGGUUUGACUGCAGAAACAAACACCCUGAAAUGCUGCAGGCUUAUUACGAGCGUAACCGAUUGGGAGGAACGUGAUGCAAUUGGCCGCUUGCCAUAUACCUGCCGCUGACGGGAGGAGCCGAGUAGCGCGAACGCCGCCCCGGAAGAUUAACCGGAAGAAGAGUCAGGCUAUAAAAGCGAGACACUGACACCGCAUCGGGCGCGUUUUAUUUCUGCUUAUGUGUGCAAUCGCGUGGUUUGUUUGUCUGUCUAAAUACUUGGUGUAUUGAGGUAUAUGUACAGCUGUGUGUGUUUGUGUAGUGUUGUGCUGACGGGGCUCGGACAGGUAAGAAAGAGCGCCCUCAUACACCGUGCAACACGUAGGACGUCACACUGUCUAGACACUUUAGGAAAGGGGCGGGUGCCACCCCCUGUAUUUAAGUUUGUAAGGGAAGCGCAGUAUAGGCAGGUUUCACUUUUGUUUGUAGUCCAGGAUGUAUUAAAAAUAAAGCAGCGUUAGGGAAGUAUCAUUUUGUUUUACUUGGUUUUCUUUUCUUAAGCACCGCCGUUGUCCAGCCACGUGUUUGGCUUGUUUGUGAAAUUUGUAAAUAUUGUAAAUACGUUUUUUCUGUUGUACAGUAAACUAAUUAAGCACCACGGGUUGUGUCGCGAAACCUUGUUUUUUUUUUAUUCUGCCAGUUUACACUGUCAUUGUUUAGACCCGGUUGGACUCUUUUCACCCACUAUCAGCUUGAUAAACCAUCGGUGGCUGACCCUGAGUCUCCCCUAGGCCUACCUCGGGGUUGUAACAAUUAUUAUUAUUUAAACAGUAGAGAAUGUGUUAUAUGCAAAUCAAAUAUGUUUAAUACAUUCCAGUAUUAUUUUCAAUUAUUUUAAGAAAACUUUUUACAAAUACUUAUUGUAUUAAUAAAAGGUUUGAAUAAUUAUUUAAUUUAAUGCUGUACAUAAUUUGGGGGCGAAAUUGAUCUACUGUACUGGAGCUACUAAAUGUAAAAUAUACAGAAAAAUGCACAUGCAUUAAACAUUUACAUUAAAACCUGGAAAUUGUUUAAAUUACAGAUUUAUCCCUGUCUUGACAGAUCGUAGCACAGCGCUUGGCUGAUCAGGUGCCCAUGCUGAUCAGAUACUUCAUGCUGAAGGAAUCUGCUCAGCUGCUGUGCAGCGAGAUGUUGGGUUUAAUGGACAGUGCCAACGUGGCCGAGGCUUUGCGUGAAGACUCGGA
This is a messenger RNA of Hemibagrus wyckioides, 2890 nucleotides long. RefSeq names its product interferon-induced GTP-binding protein Mx-like. The transcript has 14 exons. Bases 37 to 1743 code for a protein of 568 amino acids. Gene Ontology annotation, molecular function: GTP binding; GTPase activity; microtubule binding. NCBI's taxonomy places the organism in Eukaryota, Metazoa, Chordata, Actinopteri, Siluriformes, Bagridae. Gene Ontology annotation, biological process: defense response to virus. Gene Ontology annotation, cellular component: membrane; nucleus; microtubule. The record is from RefSeq and is a predicted model, not a curated record.